AUGACAGCAAAAUCCUUGGAGGCUGGCUUGUCUCUUAUCGAGAAUGACAAGUCCAAGAUACUCGGCCUCACUAUCGGCCAGCAUCAAAUCACACCGGGACAAGUGAUCCCCAAAGCAGAUGCCAAGAACCCACCUCAGAUAUCUCUCAGCGAACCGACGGGUAAUUAUAUCGUAAUCUGCCUUGAUCCCGAUGCCCCAUUUCCAUCUUUCAGCUUCUUGGGUCCCAUCAUGCACUGGGUUCAGCCAGGCCUGAAAGCCUCAUCGGAGACCACAGCUACCGGGCAAACCAUCCUCACAUCCGAAACCUCCGUCAUUAUCAAUUACGGCCCCCCUGGGCCUCCACCAGGGAGUUCACCUCAUCGAUAUAUCUUCCUCCUGUACGAACAACCCGAAGGGUUUCAGGCCACUGAUCAUGCGCCGGAGGGCGGGAAGACGCUGAAGAUCUCGCAAAGAGUGAAGUACAAUUUAAGUUCGCUUGAGAAGCAGAUGAAACUGGGACCCGUGGUGGCAGCGAACUACUUUUGUAGUAACUAG
Aspergillus wentii DTO 134E9 is the source of this 534-nucleotide messenger RNA. RefSeq names its product YbhB/YbcL family Raf kinase inhibitor-like protein. NCBI's taxonomy places the organism in Eukaryota, Fungi, Ascomycota, Eurotiomycetes, Eurotiales, Aspergillaceae. The transcript has 2 exons. Bases 1 to 534 code for a protein of 177 amino acids. Gene Ontology annotation, biological process: regulation of Ras protein signal transduction; regulation of proteolysis. The record is from RefSeq and is a predicted model, not a curated record. Gene Ontology annotation, molecular function: phospholipid binding; peptidase inhibitor activity.